Molecule: messenger RNA, 2270 nt
Organism: Parathielavia appendiculata
Lineage: Eukaryota; Fungi; Ascomycota; Sordariomycetes; Sordariales; Chaetomiaceae
Exons: 5
Coding region: 207-1991 (594 amino acids)
Molecular function (GO): oxidoreductase activity; FAD binding
Source: RefSeq, a predicted model, not a curated record
AGGAUUACCUCAGACGGCUCAGCGUGCUUAGCCAUGAUGCGGCCGGCAGCUAGGCUCGGUGAGCCGAUGACCGGCUUUCAUCAAGCCUCCGAAUCGAGGCCCAAUACUUAAUUGGGACUGCCCGCUUUGUUCUAACCAGAACCCGACAACCCACACUCUCCCCACCACCAAGGCCGGACCUCUGAACCUUUAGCACACAUCUCAUCAUGGCGGACGAGGACGUUGUGAAGACCGAUCUCUUGAUUGUGGGCGCGGGGCCAGCCGGGGCCUCGCUCGCUUGCUUCCUGGCUGCACACGGCAGGAAAGGCAUAUUGAUCGCCGCCGCGCCGGGAACGGCCGAAACUCCACGUGCCCACAUCACGAACAUGGCCGGACUGGAGUGUCUGCGGGACAUUGGCCUUGAGCAGGACUGUCUCGAUGUUGCGACCCCGAGCCACAACAUGGCGCAUACAAGAUGGUGCCGCAGCAUGGCUGGCGAGGAGUUUGCCCGCGUGUACUCCUGGGGGCACGAUCCAAAGUACAAGGGCGACUACGAGGCCGCAAGUCCCUGCAAUCAUGUGGACCUACCGCAAACACUGCUUGAGCCCAUUCUCACCAAGAGGGCAAUCCACAAAGGCUGGACGAUCCGAUUCAACACUAGAUUCCUUCGGUUAAGCCGCCCAUCGCCCGACGUCGUCAUAUCCGAGGUUCUUGACGAAGUCACGCAAAAGACCUACAGGAUCCAAUCUCGCUAUCUCUUCGGCUGUGACGGCGCUCGAAGCCAGGUUGUGCGGGAGCUGGGCAUUCCGCUCAUCAAGAAGCCCGGUCAGGGCCUGGCCUUGAAUGUGCUGGUCCGAGCGGACAUGUCGCACCUCAUUGAGAACCGCAUCGGAAACCUGCACUGGGUGCUCCGGCCCGAAGAGAUGAACGCUCCACCAUGGGGAUGGGCCGCCGUGGUGCGCAUGGUGCGGCCGUGGAAUGAGUGGAUGUUCAUCUUCCUUGCGGCACCCGGGCAUGACCUGAAGGCCGAGGAUAUGGAUGCCAGCCACGAUGAGUAUUUGGCGAGGGUCAAGGAGUUGAUCGGCGACGACUCGGUCAAGGUUGAGCUGCUGCAUGCCAGCAAGUGGUGGAUCAACGAGGUUGUGGCCGAGUACUACUCGGAUGGCAAUGUCUUCUGCCUCGGCGACGCGACACAUCGGCACCCGCCCUUCAACGGACUCGGUUCCAACACGUGCAUCCAGGACGCCUUCAACCUAGCCUGGAAGAUCGACUAUGUCAUGUCCGGCAAGGCCGGGCCCGAGCUCCUCGAGUCGUUCAGUAAGGAACGCCAGCCCGUGGGCGUGGACGUCAUCACGCGCGCCAACCAGGGGUUGCGAGACCACAUCCACUGGCAGCAGACGCUGGGCAUGCUCGAACCCGACGAGACCAAGCGGCUCCAGAUACUGGCCGAGUUCGACGACCCGGGCGAGAAAGGCCGCAGGCGCCGGCAGGCGUUUCAGGAAGCCAUCUGGGCGACGACGACCGAGUUCCACGGGCUCGGCAUCGAGAUGAACCAGCGCUACGUCUCGGACGCCGUGUUUUUCUCCGACGAGGCUGGUCCACCCCCGACGCCGCCCGAGGACAGGGUCAGGACGCACCAGAUCACGACGUACCCCGGCCGCCGCCUGCCGCAUGUCUGGCUGAACACGAGGUCGCCCGGCAAGCGCGUGUCGACCAUUGACUUGGCGGGCCACGGUCGGUUCUGUCUGCUCACCGGCCCCGGGGGGCAGGCGUGGAAGGAUGCGGCGCGGGCGGUUUCUGAGGCGCUCGAGGUGGAGAUUGUGGGCUACUCGAUUGGCUGGAAACAGGACUAUGAGGAUGUCUACUUUGACUGGGCGAGGAAGCGGGAGGUGGACGAGGACGGGUGCGUCUUGGUGCGCCCAGACAGGUUUGUGGUGUGGAGGUCACAGAGCACGGUUGCGAACGCGCAACGGAAGCUCGAAGAGGUGAUGAGGAGUGUGUUGGCUCUGUGAACAUCAAUUUGGGCCCCGAGUAUUUGGAUUCGUUGACUUGGGUAGACAACAAAGUCCAGGUUGAGUGUCGAUGCUGGGUGUCAGAGCAUUGCAUCUGGAACGGAAGAACCUUCCGCCGGUGUGGAAGAUGGUCAAUGCUACACGAUGUCUUUCGAGGAGCUCAAACAUCAGGAAGGAUGGUAGCCGGUCAGGAAAGGGUGUGUGCUCGCAUGCUCCGUGGACAUACAGUAGACUGUCCACAAGUAGAGGCCCAAUAUCAACUGGUUUUGGACAACUUUC